Molecule: messenger RNA, 2175 nt
Organism: Seminavis robusta
Lineage: Eukaryota; Bacillariophyta; Bacillariophyceae; Naviculales; Naviculaceae
Source: the annotation of a GenBank genome assembly
AUGAGCAACGAGACCACUAGUACCGGUAGCGCAGCUGAUGAUCAGUUUGUGUAUCUCUCCUUGUCGAGGUCCCAAUAUACGGCCUCCGUAAUAGUGGCAGAGACCUCUUGCGCCUUGUCCAUUCUGGGUUCUCUGUCGAUCAUCUACAUUGUGAUUGUCAACCGAAAGCUGGAUCAGAUUUACCAUCGCAUUGUGAUGGGCUUGAGCAUCAUGGACUUGAUCAUGACCACUGCAACCGCAUCCAUGCCCUUUGCCAAUCGCUCCGAUAUUGGCCUUUUUUUUGCCGUGGGAAAUGCCCAGAGUUGUACCGCCGCCGGCUUUUUCUAUCAAGCCUGGGUGGGAUCUGCAAUCUACAAUGCCACCCUCAGUAUUUACUUUUUGCUCACGGUCAAACACGGAUUGCAAGAACAACGAAUUUCCAAGACCAUGGAACCCUACUGUCACGUGUUGGCGAUCUCGGCGACCCUGUUGUUUGGAAUCACUGGACUAGCCAUCCAGGGAUUCAAUCCAUUGCCCUACAUUGGAACCUGUGACAUUGGAAGUCCCUUUCCGGGAAAUUGUCUGGAUGAUGAGAAUGUAGAGUGCGAAAGAGGAGGAAUUUCGUCCUUCAUUUUGGGCUUACUGCAAAUCACAGUCUUGGUAAUUGCCGCCCUGUCGGGAAUUUGGGCCACCAUACGGGUGUACUUGACAGUACGCCAGCAACUACUCCGCAAUUCCAGUGCCCACAAUCCAAUAUCCGAAACACAACUCAAAAGAAUACAGGCGGUCCGCAAUCAGGCCAUUUGCUACACAUCCGCCUUUGCCGUCAGCUUCUUCUCGGCAUUCUUUGGGCUCUACGAAGAUCCCACUAUUGUCUGGCCGCUGAUUCUUCUUUACAUUUUCUUUCCCAUUCAGGGAUUCUGGAAUGCUAUGAUUUACACACGGCCGAGACUACUGCGAUGGAAAGAUGCCAAUCCAGACCGAUCGUGGUUCUGGGCGUAUCGACAGGUGCUCUCUGGCAAACCGGCACCCACCACCCGCCGCACGGCACAUUUGCAAAACACGGUCCAGCCCACCAGCUCCACCAACCAAAAGUCCACCCGCGUGCUCAAUAGUAGUUUGCAACCAAACGACGAAAGCACAGGUACGAAUCCAGGACCUCAAGGGACCAACUUGUCUGGUUGUGAGCCACCUGAAGAUGGUGAUGAGAACGAGAUAUCUCGAGCCCAGCGCACGUCAGGGGCUCCGUCGUUUUAUGAUGAAGAAGCGAGCAGCAGCAGCAGCAAUGAUAAUGAUGCAAUGGCGCUGUCAGGCAGCAGCAACAACCAUGAGGAACGCAAGUCAUCAUAUCCACUGGUGAAUUCUGUGGGAGAGCAAGUGGAUUAAUACAAGAAGGUUCGAGGGAGGAACAAGUCCCUAUCAAGGAGCAAGUGUCGGAGGAAAACACAGCCACUCCACCAGAGGAAACUGUGUUCCCACCCAGUAGACGAGAACACAUGCCCUCAGACGAAGGGAAACAAGAAUGGAAGACCAAUAGCUGUCCACAGGAGCAGCCAGACCAAGCAGACAAAACUGUAUUUGAUUGACAAGUAGAUUCAUGCUAUUGAGGACAUGGGGUUGUACUGUGCCAGCUAUAGGGGCAGCAAUCAAAUGUUCGCGUUGUUAAAACUCAAAGAGCAACUAUGCUAGAGAGCAGUUGUCCUGGUUGGACUAAGGGCGAUGCACUUGAAGCACCAAUCUUCUCUUGAUCUCAGCGCGAAUGGCCCCACAGGGUGGUACUACUUUUUACCAAAUAUCCAGGUCCAUUGUGGCAUAGACGAGUGCGGCAAUGUCAAACCUCUCCUUGAGUUGCUGGACCAAAUUCUGCUGGCUGGAAUCGUCUUGAGAUCCAAAAGGCUGUUCCUAAUGGCAAGAGUAAGGCUGCCUUGGAGUAAACCACCAAAGCUGCAGGUCAGGCAGAACUACAAGCAAAGUCGCUCAUCUGGCCUCUUCUGCUGUGCGGGCGUCAUGGUGCCAGGCACCUCUCAGUGUGGCGAGGAGGAGCGAGUGACGAGGGAUGCAUGAACAGAUCAACACAGGUCUCUUGGAUGUACCGACCGUAGCUAGAGAAGACAUGCUAUUUCCAAGGCAAGUGGAUGGAUGAAAGUACCAGAGGAUUCAAUGUAGCGAGUAUAAGAAUAUGAAGUUCUAGUAUAG